This is a messenger RNA of Alternaria arborescens, 1179 nucleotides long. RefSeq names its product putative GTP cyclohydrolase-2. The record is from RefSeq and is a predicted model, not a curated record. Lineage: Eukaryota; Fungi; Ascomycota; Dothideomycetes; Pleosporales; Pleosporaceae. The coding region runs from base 1 to 1179 and encodes 392 amino acids. Gene Ontology annotation, molecular function: GTP cyclohydrolase II activity. Gene Ontology annotation, biological process: riboflavin biosynthetic process. The transcript has 2 exons.
AUGACAGCUUUCCCACCACAUUUCUCUCCACACCUUUCGAGCGCCGGGCGAGAGGGCUUCGACUUCCAGACGUCACAGCUAAAGCCAGAGACACCGGAACGUGUCGCGAACGAUGAUGAUGCGCACCACAACCCGCCGCCCUCAAUAAUAUCGCCUGCCUUUACGCCCCCAGCGACCCCCGGGGGCGCGACACCCUCGCAACCCCGACCGCCCCGCUCCAUACCAGUCGAUACCUCAGUGCGCACCGACACGCCGCGACCGGAUCUACUGCCGCAGCUGCCCAAAGUGGAGUGCGAAGUGCGCGCGCGGAUACCCACAACUACCGGGCACGAGAUGUGGUUGCACGUGUACAGGAACAGCGUUGACACCAAGGAGCAUCUUGCAAUUGUUUUUGGAAACCAAAUACGCUCUAGAUCACUAGAUGCAGAGCGGCCUGGGGAGACGGAAUUGGACCGUAUGACAAGAGGCGCAUAUGUAGGACGCUUGUACCCGGGGCGAAUCAGCUCGCGGGUUGAGCAGCUUAAGAGGGCGGAAGGCGUCUCUACGAAGCGCAAGCCAGAGUCUGAUUUAAACCACGCGCAUAAGAAUAAUGGGCUGUUGUCGCCAGCUUCCGCAUCAUCCUCAGAGAACGGAGACGUCCUGCCAGCCUCUUCACUAGAAUUACCUCUUGUCCGUAUACACUCCGAAUGUUAUACUGGCGAGACUGUAUGGUCUGCGCGUUGCGACUGCGGCGAGCAACUGGACGAAGCCGCGCGGCUGAUGGCCGAUCCCACUCUGUCACCCUCCGGCGGCGCUAUUAUCUACCUUCGCCAAGAGGGCCGCGGAAUUGGUCUAGGCGAGAAGCUUAAGGCUUACAACCUGCAAGAUCUAGGCAACGAUACAUACGAAGCGAACAUUAUGUUAAGGCAUCCCGCAGACGCGCGCAGCUACGGUCUAGCUACGGCUAUGCUGAUGGACUUGGGCUUAGACGGAGACAAAGGCAUAAGACUUUUGACCAACAACCCAGAUAAAGUCCAUGCGGUCGAGGGCCCGAAUAGAGAAGUCGUAGUAAGAGAACGCGUAGCUAUGGUUCCGCUCGCCUGGAAAACAGGUGGUAUGAAGGGAAUCAAGAGCGAAGAAGUAGAGAAGUAUCUUAGUACCAAGAUCGAAAAGUUCAAGCAUAUGUUAGAUCAAAAAUAA